CAGGUAGAAACUCGUGUAAACAAGUCCAGCUGAGACGUGGGAUCGCACAGAACCUUGGCAUGAUAGCUCGUGCCAGCCUCCUUAUCAGUACAUUUUGUCAGAUUGGGAACACUAGGAAAUUUCUGCAAAGUUGGAGGAGAGUGUUCAAGAUGCCUGAAAACAAAGUAGUUGUGACACACGAGGAAAAUGCUUCCAUUGUGGGAAUAUCGUUUAGAUACAAGAAUGAAGUUAGUCAAGUCGAUAGGACGUUUAAUUUGCAGAGAUCGAUAGACGAACAGCUCGCCAAUGUCCUGACGAGGAUCAGCAGCAACAUUGCGAAAGCAGCAAACAAGAAGAAGAAGAACAAGAAUAACCCGGUCGAGGUCCCCGUGAGGAUGAUGAGGACGGCGGACGAGGCGCCUGUGGAGGGCGACGACGUGACCUGCUUCAGGGCUUUCGUGGCAGGGGCCGAGGGGCACAGCCUACUGAUCGGUGAAGACAAGUACAGCAUCGAUGUGAAUCCACCCAUAGUCAAGACAGUAGACCUUCCAAAAAGCAUGAUGGCUGGAUUCCCUGUUUACCCCAAUAAAUUUGAGGUCAUGUUUGCAAACAAGGAAAGCUGUAUUCUCAAAUGGUUCAAAAGUGAUCUGAGAUUUGACACAGUCAAGGAAGCUCAAAGCAAAUUAAAUCAAGUAGUUUGGUUGGAAGUAAACAGUGGCUACAAUUGUUACACCACCAAUGAUGACAUAGGAAGAUUAAUAAAGGU
This is a messenger RNA of Penaeus monodon (black tiger shrimp), 745 nucleotides long. RefSeq names its product 2',5'-phosphodiesterase 12-like. The record is from RefSeq and is a predicted model, not a curated record. NCBI's taxonomy places the organism in Eukaryota, Metazoa, Arthropoda, Malacostraca, Decapoda, Penaeidae.